AUUGUGUUUCCCUGUUUAGAUAUUGCAAAUGGCUCCAGUUCAGGAGGAUAUCGCCCCCCUCCCAGAACAAAAGAAGUGAUCAUCAAUGGACAGACAGUGAAACUAAAAUACUGUUUUACUUGCAAGAUUUUCCGCCCACCUCGUGCCUCACAUUGCAGCCUUUGUGAUAACUGCGUAGAACGGUUUGAUCACCACUGUCCCUGGGUAGGCAACUGUGUGGGGAAAAGAAACUACAGAUUUUUUUAUAUGUUUAUUUUAUCUCUGUCCUUUCUGACAGUCUUUAUAUUUGCAUUCGUUAUCACCCACGUCAUUCUUCGUUCUCAACAAGCAGGGUUCCUCAAUGCCCUGAAGGACAGUCCUGCAAGAUAUCCUUUCACUGAAAAAGGUUUUAGAUCCUACUACACAGUAACAUCUGAGAUGUGUAUCUGUGUUCUUGUUUUUGUUGGUUAUGCAUACUUGGGAUUUUAUCCGCUAAUCAUUUCAUCACUUCCUGCACAACAGGAUUUCUCACCAUAUACUGGAGGUAGGAAAGGGACUAGCCUAUUUGGGUUUGUUUUUUGAUUCAUCGUCUUUUGU
Molecule: messenger RNA, 576 nt
Organism: Meleagris gallopavo (turkey)
Lineage: Eukaryota; Metazoa; Chordata; Aves; Galliformes; Phasianidae
Source: RefSeq, a predicted model, not a curated record